GAGAGAGAGAGUAGAAAAAGAAAGAAAGAAAGAGAAAGAAAUUAAGAGUGCAAUUCAAGAACAAGGAUGGUGAGGACUCCUUGCUGUGAGAAGAUGGGACUAAAGAAGGGACCAUGGACUCCUGAAGAAGAUCAGGUAUUGAUUUCAUACAUCCAAACAUACGGACAUGCAAAUUGGCGGGCGCUUCCCAAGCAAGCAGGUUUACUAAGGUGUGGAAAGAGUUGCAGGCUUCGAUGGACUAAUUACUUGCGGCCAGAUAUCAAACGAGGAAACUUUAACAUGGAAGAAGAAGAGACCAUCAUCAAGCUACAUCACAUGCUUGGAAAUAGAUGGUCUGCCAUCGCAGCAAGAUUACCAGGACGAACCGAUAACGAAAUCAAAAACUUCUGGAAUAGCCACUUGAAGAAGAGAUCACUUGCACAAAAUUUAGCCACUCCAACCACCACAAAUCAGGCUGUUGGAACGCCUGGUUAUAUGCUUGAUAGAGAUUUUCAAGGUCAUGUUCAUGCACCAAAUUUCCCCCAAGAGUCUUGGAAAUUUGUGUGUUUAGAUCCAAUCAGGAAGGAGGCAGAGGGAUCAUCACAAACCAUUUCAAUGGAAACAGAGGAAACAUUUAACAAUGAUAGUUCCAAAAACAAUGAUGAAAUGGAUUUUUGGUACAAGCUCUUCAUAAAAUCUGGCGAGUCAUCACAACCUCAUGUAAGCUUAGGACAGUUUGGCUAGUUUUUCAUUAAUUUUCUUUUGGUUCAUCUUUUGUUUUUUCAUCUAAAGACUAUGAAUACUUUCGAAUUUGGACAGAAAGCAUUGGUUUGAAAUGUUUUAUUUGUAAUGUUAA
This is a messenger RNA of Quercus lobata, 835 nucleotides long. RefSeq names its product transcription factor MYB15-like. The record is from RefSeq and is a predicted model, not a curated record. The transcript has 3 exons. Bases 67 to 723 code for a protein of 218 amino acids. NCBI's taxonomy places the organism in Eukaryota, Viridiplantae, Streptophyta, Magnoliopsida, Fagales, Fagaceae.